Zea mays is the source of this 3263-nucleotide messenger RNA. RefSeq names its product probable xyloglucan glycosyltransferase 3. NCBI's taxonomy places the organism in Eukaryota, Viridiplantae, Streptophyta, Magnoliopsida, Poales, Poaceae. Gene Ontology annotation, cellular component: Golgi apparatus. The transcript has 6 exons. Gene Ontology annotation, molecular function: glycosyltransferase activity. The coding region runs from base 560 to 2833 and encodes 757 amino acids. The record is from RefSeq and is a predicted model, not a curated record.
GACGCCAUGAGGCUUUACUCUAGAGUCUCUAGUGCAUGGAGCAUGUAGUACAGAAGUAGCAACCAGCCAAGCUACUCUCCACGGAAGCUCUACUAUCAUCAAGCUCAACCAGCUAGCCACUGUGUGUGAGCUCAUUUCUAGACACGUACCACAGUGUGUGCUAUUGUGACGCAGUGGAUGCGUGCUAGAAAGUCCGUGUGUGGCUGUGUGUGCAUUGCUUCGACCGAGGCAGUACUGGUCAUACCGUACCUUUCUUGGAUCUGAAGCUCAGAAGAAGCUAGGGUUCUCUCAUCAGGUUACAAGGCUAAUUAACCUGAGGUAAGAAACUGAAGAUCUAGACAUCAGCAGCUGGUGCAGCUAGUAGCAGCAAGCAGCCAGGCACCGUCACUUCACUAGCACAGCCUAAGAACUUCGAAAGGCCAGCCAGGGCAGGCUGUGUUGUUGUCGGGAGCAGCACCAAUAAACGGUUGCGCCUCCGAUCGAGAGCCCACACACUGAUCGGGAGAUCGGCCGCUACGGCGCUAUACCUCUAACUGCCGGGCGCGAACUACGUGCAUCCAUGGCGCCGCCGAGCUCGUGGUGGGGCGGCGAGGACCAGGACGGCACGCCGGUGGUGGUGAAGAUGGACAACCCCUACUCCCUGGUGGAGAUCGACGGGCUCGGCGUGCCGCCCGCCGACAAGGCCCGGGGCAAGAACGCAAAGCAGUUCACGUGGGUGCUGCUGCUGCGCGCGCACCGCGCCGUGGGCUGCGUGGCCUGGCUCGCGGGAGGGUUCUGGGGCGUCCUGGGCGCCGUGAACCGGCGCGUGCGCCGCAGCCGCGACGCGGACGACGAGCCGGACGCCGAGGCCUCGGGCCGCGGCCGCGCCAUGCUGCGGUUUCUGCGCGCGUUCCUGCUGCUCUCCCUCGCCAUGCUGGCCUUCGAGACCGUGGCCCACCUUAAGGGCUGGCAGUUCCCGCAGCACCUGCCGGGGAACCUACAGGAGCUGGAGGAGCAGCUGCAGCACCUCCCCGAGCACCUGCGGCACCUCCCCGAGAACCUGCGCCAGCUGCCGGACCACCUCCGCAUGCCGGAGCGGCAGGAGAUCCAGGGCUGGCUGCACCGGGCGUACGUGGCCUGGCUGGAGUUCCGCGUCGACUACAUCGCCUGGGCCAUCCAGAAGCUGUCCAGCUUCUGCAUCCUGCUCUUCAUGGUGCAGUCCGUGGACCGGAUCGUGCAGUGCCUCGCGUGCUUCUGGAUCAAGAUCCGCGGCAUCAAGCCGCGUGUCCCCGCGUCCGGCGGCAAGCCCCGUGGAACUACUGGAAGGAAGAGCGCGGAUGCCGAGAACGGUUUCGCCGAUGGCGACGCCGACGGCUACUUCCCCAUGGUGCUCGUCCAGAUGCCCAUGUGCAACGAGAAAGAGGUGUACGAGACGUCCAUCUCGCACGUGUGCCAGAUCGACUGGCCGCGGGAUCGGCUUCUGAUCCAGGUGCUGGACGACUCGGACGACGAGGUGUGCCGGAUGCUGAUCAAGGCGGAGGUGACCAAGUGGAGCCAGCGCGGCGUCAACGUCAUCUACCGCCACCGCCUCUCGCGCACAGGCUACAAGGCCGGCAACCUCAAGUCCGCCAUGGCCUGCGACUACGUCAAGGACUACGAGUUCGUCGCCAUCUUCGACGCCGACUUCCAGCCCAACCCGGACUUCCUCAAGCUCACCGUGCCACACUUCAAGGAGAACCCGGAGCUUGGUCUGGUCCAGGCUCGUUGGAGCUUCGUGAACAAGGACGAGAACCUGCUGACGCGGCUGCAGAACAUCAACCUGUGCUUCCACUUCGAGGUCGAGCAGCAGGUGAAUGGCGUCUACCUCAACUUCUUCGGCUUCAACGGCACCGCCGGCGUGUGGCGCAUCAAGGCGCUGGAGGACUCGGGCGGCUGGAUGGAGCGCACCACCGUCGAGGACAUGGACAUCGCCGUCCGCGCGCACCUCAACGGCUGGAAGUUCAUCUUCCUCAACGACGUCAAGGUCCUCUGCGAGCUGCCGGAGUCUUAUCAGGCUUACAGGAAGCAGCAGCACAGGUGGCACUCCGGCCCCAUGCAGCUUUUCCGCCUCUGCAUCCCGGCCGUCUUCAGGUCCAAGAUCCCGUUCUGGAAGAAGGCGAACCUGGUGAUGCUUUUCUUCCUGCUGCGGAAGCUGGUGCUGCCCUUCUACUCCUUCACGCUCUUCUGCGUGAUCCUGCCGCUCACCAUGUUCGUGCCAGAGGCGGAGCUGCCCAUCUGGGUCAUCUGCUACAUCCCCGUGCUCAUGUCCCUCCUCAACAUCCUGCCGGCGCCCAAGUCCUUCCCGUUCGUCAUCCCCUACCUCCUCUUCGAGAACACCAUGUCCGUCACCAAGUUCAACGCCAUGGUGUCCGGGCUAUUCCAGCUGGGGAGCUCCUACGAGUGGAUCGUCACCAAGAAGGCGGGCCGCACCUCGUCCGCGUCCGAUAUCCUAGCGCUCGCCGAGGCCGACUCCCACGCGCCGCUGCCGCCGCCGGCCAAGCUCGUGCGCCGGGUCUCGGAGGGUGGCCUCCAGGAGUGGAGCAGGCUCAGGGAGCAGGAGACCGCCGAGUGGGCCAACAAGGAGGAAGCUGCUGCGGCUCUGGCCGCCGCUGCGCCGGCCACGCCCAAGAUGACCAGGAAGACCAAGAAGCCCAACCGGAUCUUCAAGAAGGAGCUCGCGCUUGCGUGCCUCCUCCUCACGGCCGCCACACGGAGCCUGCUCUCCAAGCAGGGGCUGCACUUCUACUUCCUGCUCUUCCAGGGCGUCACGUUCCUCGCCGUCGGCCUCGACCUUAUCGGCGAGCAGGUCAGCUAGCCGCCGCCACCGCAAGAAUAAACUUUUAAAUAGCGGCCGGGUCGCCAUGCACGGCCUGCUGGCCACAUAUGCACAGGCAGUCUUACAUGCAUGCGUGCUGGUGUAACCAUUACCAUCGAAGGCACAACUUCGAUUGACGGAUCAGAUUAAUAUUUAGACUUUCUUCUCUUAAUUUUAUCCUUUUGAUAUUUUUUUUUGUUCAGAGAUCAAAGAAUAUGUGUGGUGAACUCUAUUUUUCCUUGCUCUAGCUAGUGCUUCUUCGUUGCUACUACGUACUAGGGGAGGGAAUCGGGUUGUUCAUUGCAUUCACAUAUCAGCACUACUGAUCUAUGUAUUCAGUAGCCUCUUGUUUUCUUUCAACAGUACAUUAUGAUCUAUAUGGUGUAACAAAUACAUGUCAAUGGAUAAAUCAAUCUUGUAUGCUUUCAAA